AUGGCAAAAUUUCAGACUUUCUUUGGAUAUAUCGUAUUAAUAAUGACGCACAGUGUGAGCUGGGGAAAUCUAUAUGCCAGUAGGAAUGUUCAAGAGUUGGAAAAUAUGAAGGACCUGAUCCAGCUGCUCGAGGACAAGUUGACGGUUAACGAGGAAAAUGACGUUUAUUCGUCAGAGUCUGAGGACGUGGUCGCAGCCCAUAUGGAGGACAUUGAGAACUCGCCCGCGGCGAUCCGGGGGCAGAAGGAGAGAAUGGUAAUCAACGCAGCCAAAAUAAUUGCCCCCGAAAGCCCUGUGGUGUCACGCCUGAAAGAUCUAAUCGGUUUGAGGACGGCCAAAUCGUUCAACAGCUGUUUCGGUAACCGGAUUGAGAGAAUCGGACUGGGGUGCAAUAACGUCAAGACUGGUAACAAGAAGAGAAUAUGUGGGAACUGA
This is a messenger RNA of Oncorhynchus masou masou (cherry salmon), 435 nucleotides long. Its product is annotated as ventricular natriuretic peptide-like. The record is from RefSeq and is a predicted model, not a curated record. Gene Ontology annotation, cellular component: cytoplasm. The transcript has 3 exons. Gene Ontology annotation, molecular function: hormone activity; hormone receptor binding. The coding region runs from base 1 to 435 and encodes 144 amino acids. NCBI's taxonomy places the organism in Eukaryota, Metazoa, Chordata, Actinopteri, Salmoniformes, Salmonidae. Gene Ontology annotation, biological process: neuropeptide signaling pathway; negative regulation of systemic arterial blood pressure; cGMP biosynthetic process.